Molecule: messenger RNA, 1791 nt
Organism: Anastrepha ludens (Mexican fruit fly)
Lineage: Eukaryota; Metazoa; Arthropoda; Insecta; Diptera; Tephritidae
Gene: Atf-2
Product: cyclic AMP-dependent transcription factor ATF-2
Exons: 3
Coding region: 101-1552 (483 amino acids)
Biological process (GO): regulation of transcription by RNA polymerase II
Molecular function (GO): cAMP response element binding; DNA-binding transcription factor activity, RNA polymerase II-specific
Source: RefSeq, a predicted model, not a curated record
AUAAAAACAAAGCAGCAAUUUUUGCAGGAAAUUCCACAAGGAAAUAAAGGAAAAACACACAACUUGCAACUCGUUUAGGACGUCAUCGGCUAGCAAGAAAAUGGAGUUGUCUGGCAAUAAGGUGUUCGAUUGUGGCAGCGAUUGUGAACGUGAGAAGAAGCAUGACAUGAUGUUGGAUUUGAGCCUGAAUGAUCAGAAAUCCGAAAAUCUUUUUGCUGGCUCUGACCAGACGCCAACACCCACCCGCCUCAUACGCAAUUGCGAAGAAGUUGGACUCUUUGAAGAUCUACGCCAUGUAAAUCCCUUUGAGGAGACUUUUCGUCGAGCCUGCGAGCAAAAUAAUGGGCAGACUCCAGUGCGGCAACUUGACUCUGUAGAAGCGCACGCCGAUGAGAAUUCCUUACACACGCCCCAAGUGUAUCCCCCACUGGAGGCGAUAGAGAGUUGUGAAAUGCUCUCCAAACCACUGGAGAGCCCCUCCUCAACAACCGUGACGCUGGACGUGCCGAUCGUUGAUGAGCUGCUUAACGCGGCAGCUAAUACUUACAAAAUUGGCACGUCGCGGCAGAAUUCAAACAGUUCGACAACAUCUGCGGGAGAGUAUGGCAAGUUUUACAAGUAUCGCACGAUUGCCGAGAAGCCAGCAGCUGACGUUUUGAGCGAACCAUGCCUGCCAUAUGUACAACUACCAACAACAGCCAUACAGUUGGUACAGCCGCAGAUAAUAACUCUAACUUUCCCAGGAAAUAGUGGCAACAAAAUGCUGGGUAGUAAUUUAGAGGCCAAACCGCUAGGUAGCUUAGCGACCAGCGCGAUACCGAUACAAACCGUUAAGCCUUUCAUAAUGCCAAAGUUGGCACCGGCGCCAACAGUUAGCGCAACUACAAGUGCAACCACUACAAUAAGCGCGACUGCGAAAAAAUCCGUAAAUGCAACGCCACUGCCACCAUUAGCCACAAAAACUCCCGCCACACAACUUGCCACCACGCGUAUCUCCGCGGCCGCCACAACGGCACAGAGUCAGCAAAUGCCGUCACAACCGGCACACGAGCCGAGCAGUGCCAGUCUUACGCCCACCUCCCAACUGCCUAUCAAAGAACGUUUGAAAGCAAUAUUGAGUCUUAGCAACAAGACGCACCACGCGGCUGCGCCAUUACAACCGAUAAAGGGCAACAGUCGACGUGUGCGCGGCGCAGCCACAUGCGCAGGCAAAUAUGACGAGGAUUCUAUAGUGCGUAGACGUGCGGCAGCGACACGUUAUCGCAAUAAAAUGCGCAAUGAACACAAGGAUCUGCGACGUCGCAACAGCGAAUUGCAGGCUGAAAACGAAAAGUUGCGCUCGCACAUCAAACAUCUGGAGGAGGAGUUGGGCAAAAGUCAGCAACAGCAGUUUCUGCAAUCAACAAACGGCAAAUUACAAAGUGUACCGGCGCAGGUGCAAAUACCACCUUCAACGCUGCAUCUGGUAAUGAAUAUACCCACAAUGGUGGUGCCAGCUGGCGGACAACCAUCACUAAUGCAGCCAAUCACCUAUAGAGUGGAGAAGAAAUAAAUGUUGUUUUACCUGUAGCCACAUCAAAGUGGAGUUUUUAACAAACAGUUAAAGUGUUUAUGAAACGCGCAAUUUUCUGAAAAAACUAGAAUGAAUUUCUGGGAGUUGUAUUAGCACAAAGUGCGUUGACUAUAAGGUUUUUUAUUCGUAGGCAAUAGACAUAAUGAUUGAACAGUAAAAAUUUACUAAUAAUACUAAAUUAUUUAGGAAAUAAAUUCACAUACAUAAAACUAACUAGA